GCAGGUUCAGCGGGCUUGGGAGGUGAUGCGUCGUGUGGCGGCCCUCGAGCUAACACACUUGCCGCAGGAGGUGGACAGUUGCUGCAUGAUCUACCUGCCUCACGUGGGUUACCUCCUCGCCUUCCCGCCCUCGCCAGAGCUCGAUGCCUCCCUCUCCCCUGCCGGCUACUCCCUGCCCGGCCUGCACUUCAUGUUCAAGACUGCCGACAUGGUGUUUUACAAGAGUGACACGUGCUAUGAGCUGGACCGUGAGCUGGGCGAUAUCCACGUAGAGAUUGCCAACCACGAGACGCGUAUCAUGCUGAGGCUGAUGGAUGCCCUGCUGCACCACGCCCACGCCUUCCUCGCCCUGGUGGACCGCGCCCUCAUGCUUGACUGCCUGCUGGCGUUUGCUGUAGUGGCGAGGGAGUGUGGAUGGGUGCAGCCUGACCUGGUGGAGGUGGAGAAGGAGGGAGGGUCAGAGAUGGAGAGUGUACUUGAUGUGGAGGGAGCACGCCAUCCCCUUCAGGAGCUGUGUACCCCUGCCUUCGUGGCCAACCCUGUGGUGAGUGGCGGCGCCCUGCCCUCCAUCACCCUCAUCACGGGACCCAACGCCAGCGGCAAAACUGUCUAUCUGAAGCAGGUGGGCGUGCUGGUGGUGCUGGCGCAGGUGGGAAGCUGGGUGCCGGCAACCAGAGCCAGGCUGACUCCCGUGGACGCCAUCAUCGCGGUCACGCCCAGCACGCCGUCAGUCACCUCCGGCCUCUCCACCUUCAUGGUCGAGCUCAACAGGAUGAGCGGUGCCGUGGCCAGGGCGACAAGACGCUCCCUGGUGUUGGUGGAUGAGUUCGGGGCCUCCACCUAUGAGAACGACGGCGCUUCCCUCCUGACAGCGUGCCUAGACCAUUGGGGCGCCAUGACCCGUACCCGCAGGAGGCGCAGGAGGAGGAGGAGGAGUAGCAGGAGUAGCAGUGGGGAGGAGGAGGAACAAGAUGACAGUACCAGGAUUAUUAGACAUGAUGAUGAUAGUGAGAUGAGUUUUGUGGAAGGAAGUGGAGGGAUUAGAGGAGAGGAAGAGAGAAGUGAAGGAAGUAGAAGCAGAGGUUAUGAAGGGAGAAACAGUGAUGAUGAAGAGAUGGUAGGAGGAGGAGGAGGAGGAGGAGGAAGAGGAGGUGGAGGAGAAAGGGGAAGAGGGUGUCCACAUGUUUUCGUUUCCACUCAUCUCCUUCGAAUCUACGACCACUUAGAACGACCUGAAACUGUUCGUCCUCUGGUCCUGGAGGUGGUGCAGGAGGGAGAGGGACUAGUGCCGCUGUACCAGGUAGCAGAGGGUCGUGCACGCGCCAGUCAUGCCGCCGCUGUCGCCUCCCUCGCUGGGGUACCAAACUUCGUCAUUGAGAGGGCUAACCAGGUGUGUGAGAGCAUCAGGCGAGGUGAGCUGCCCCCGCCUUGGACUUUACUGGAGGACGGGGCUGAGAUGAGGAGAUGCCAGGCUGUGGUGUCUCUCUUCCUCAUGCACCACUUCGCAGACGACCCCCUCACGCUACUCCACAAGAUACGUGAAUGCUCCAUAACCGCCGCCUCUGCAUCACCGUCCUCCUCCUCGCUAGCUAGCCUGCCUCUGCCUCCACCUCACCACUCCACGUCCCACCUCAGCACGCCGCCCACACUGCACGGGAGAGGCGGUGUGGAGGGUAGCGCAGGACAGGAGUCGCCUCAGAACAGCUUAGUCAUCCCCUCUGAUUUCCUUGAGGUUGUUAUUGCCUCCGGUGGCGUGUUGGGGGAGAUGGGGCAAGGUGAUGCUUCAAAGGUUGCACGGCUUGCUACACCUAUACAUACACAGGCUACACCCAUACACAUACAGGAUACACCUAUACACACACAGGCUACACUCAUACACACACAGGCUACACCCAUACAUACACAGUACCGCAGUUACAUCCUCGAGGGAGCCACAGCGGUGUUUGAAGCGUUCCGAAGCUCACAGAGGAAGGAGAAUGAAGCCCAAUUGAAUCGUGAUGAUGUCUUUCCUCAGCAAAGCCUCACAACAGAGCGAAGCAAACCACUGAGUCUCAAAAACGAAAAAGUACUAAAGCCUAACCAAGCAGAGAGGAACGGAGUAGCUUCAGACACAGCCGUUAGCGAACCAUCACCGCUCAAGAACCAGCAGACUCACCAGAACGGAUUCAUGAACGGGAAGAAUGCCGACACUGUUUCGAACCGAGAGAAUGAAGCACCGGCGAUAAAGAAGCGGCCUCUAUCCUGCCCAGAGGAGAGCGACGGGGAGGAGGAGGAGCAGAAAGUGGUGGUACUUGGCGCAGAUACGACCUUACCAACGGAGAAGGAAUCAUCGCCAGGGUCGUCCUCAAGCCCCGAAAGUGUUGUGGAGAAGGAAUAA
Messenger RNA from Portunus trituberculatus (swimming crab), 2377 nucleotides. RefSeq names its product mutS protein homolog 5-like. The coding region runs from base 26 to 2377 and encodes 783 amino acids. The record is from RefSeq and is a predicted model, not a curated record. Gene Ontology annotation, molecular function: ATP-dependent DNA damage sensor activity; ATP binding; mismatched DNA binding. NCBI's taxonomy places the organism in Eukaryota, Metazoa, Arthropoda, Malacostraca, Decapoda, Portunidae. The transcript has 10 exons. Gene Ontology annotation, biological process: mismatch repair; chiasma assembly. Gene Ontology annotation, cellular component: nucleus.